Molecule: messenger RNA, 1381 nt
Organism: Drosophila innubila
Lineage: Eukaryota; Metazoa; Arthropoda; Insecta; Diptera; Drosophilidae
Gene: sea
Product: putative tricarboxylate transport protein, mitochondrial
Exons: 4
Coding region: 148-1107 (319 amino acids)
Biological process (GO): mitochondrial citrate transmembrane transport
Source: RefSeq, a predicted model, not a curated record
UUCAUAGUAGCGUGAAAACAGUUGACUCGCUGCCCUAGCCGCGAUCGCGUCGCUGUCGCAUUCCAAUCAGCUCGGCAAACAACCAAAGAGAAUAGCAAAAGUGCUUUAAUUUUGCAUUUAAUUAAUCGUAACUGUAAUUAUUACGAAAUGGAUCGUCAAAAUUUGGCUAGCCUUAUUAGCCCGUACAGAUCUCGUCCCUGGAUGAUUAAUAAUGGGGCCGCAGCGGCAGGCGGUGGUGGCAGCAAGGGAGUCAAGGGUAUCAUUGCCGGAGGUAUUACCGGAGGCAUUGAGAUCUGCAUAACAUAUCCCACCGAAUACGUGAAGACACAGCUGCAGCUGGACGAGAAGGGGGUCAAUAAGAAGUACAAUGGUAUUGCCGAUUGUGUGAAGAAAACUGUGGCUACCAAUGGUUUCUUUGGUCUAUACCGUGGUCUCAGCGUGCUCCUCUACGGCAGCAUACCAAAGUCGGCAACCAGAUUUGGUGCCUUCGAGUUUAUGCGAUCGCAUAUCAGUGACUCCAAGGGUCAACUGAGCGCUGGUGGAAAACUGCUUUGUGGCCUGGGCGCUGGUGUCUGUGAGGCUAUCUUGGCGGUGACCCCCAUGGAAACUAUUAAAGUGAAGUUUAUCAACGAUCAACGCAGCGCGAGUCCCAAGUUCAAGGGCUUUGCUCAUGGUGUUGGCCAAAUUGUCAAGGCGGAGGGCAUCAGUGGCAUCUACAAGGGACUCACACCGACCAUACUGAAGCAGGGAUCCAAUCAAGCCAUACGUUUCUUUGUUGUUGAAUCGCUAAAGGAUAUGUACAAGGGCGAUGAUAUCAACAAGCCUGUACCCAAGUUGAUGGUGGGCGUGUUCGGUGCCAUUGCUGGAGCUGCCUCAGUAUUUGGCAACACGCCGUUGGAUGUGAUUAAGACGCGUAUGCAGGGCCUGGAAGCAGCCAAGUACAAGAAUACGGCGGAUUGUGCGGUAAAAAUUCUUAAGAACGAGGGAUUCCCCGCUUUCUACAAGGGCACCGUUCCUAGAUUAGGUCGUGUCUGUCUGGAUGUGGCGAUAACAUUCAUGAUCUACGAUUCAUUUAUGGACCUGUUUAACAAGGUCUGGAAGGAUUAGGCUAAUGCUUAGUGUUACAUACCGCUGUGCAUGUUAUUUUGACCCAAUUUGACCUAGUCAACUGUUGAUAUAGUUGAUAAUACGAGUACAUAACACAUACACGGACACACACUGCAGACAUAUUCCAUGAUAGCAUUUUUGAAUUACGUUUAUUGCGUAUGACAAAUUCUAAGUAUGUAGUUGAACAUUUAGAGUCGAUUUAUGUAUAGUCUUUUAAUGUUUUAAAUUUGAGUCAAGUGUAAUUAAAAUCAAUAAAUGAUUAUAAUCUGUUUAA